Molecule: messenger RNA, 6695 nt
Organism: Protopterus annectens (West African lungfish)
Lineage: Eukaryota; Metazoa; Chordata; Ceratodontiformes; Protopteridae
Gene: MADD
Product: MAP kinase activating death domain
Exons: 36
Coding region: 474-5174 (1566 amino acids)
Biological process (GO): regulation of Rab protein signal transduction; regulation of apoptotic process
Cellular component (GO): cytosol
Molecular function (GO): guanyl-nucleotide exchange factor activity
Source: RefSeq, a predicted model, not a curated record
UGACGUCUUAGUGACGCUGGCAAGGUCCUUUCAGCUACGGGAAUCUAACCGCGACCAAAAGGGUCUGUUCUGGAUUAUAUGGAGAGGUAGCCUGUUUUUGUUUUUUCACAGCUGAUGUGCUCGUGCAUGGAUUAACCCCUCAGGAUUGGAAAAAAUACAGGUUGCCAACGUUUUGCUGUACAUCUGCAAAAGAAGCUAAGUACUUCAAUUUUGCGAACAAGCUUUGGAGAUCGGCUAUAUCGGACUCAAAACCAAAGCCACCUUGUACAGGUUUUCCACUGGGAAUGAAAACAAUUCUGGUAAAGGUCAGCAAGAUUUGCUGCUAGUUUCCAGCUAUUUGGAUAACUGCCUAAAUCGUAGCAUGUCCUGUGCCAUUAAAAUGGAUAUGCUUUAGAUUGCCAUCCUCUUCAUUGGUUGUAUGAUGGUUAAUUCCUUUAAAUUCCAUUAAAAUGACCUAGUGACGGAGUGGGACAAUGGUGCAGAAGACUAAGGCAUGUCCGCGACUUCUGGACUACCUGGUCGUCAUUGGCGCUAGGCAUCCUAGCAGUGACAGCGUAGCACAGACCCCAGAGCUACUGCGCCGUUAUCCACUAGAAGAUCAUGUGGACUUCCCUCUCCCGCCAGAUGUGGUAUUCUUCUGUCAGCCAGAGGGUUGUUUAAGUGUGCGACAGAAGCGUAUGAGCCUUCGUGAUGACACUUCAUUUGUUUUCACACUCACAGACAAAGACACGGGUGUUGUCCGGUAUGGGAUUUGUGUCAAUUUUUAUCGCUCGUUUCAGAAACGAGUGCCUAAAGACAAAUCAGAAGGUAGCAGCAGCCAUCGCAGCCGUGACAGUCAAAAAGCAGCAAAAGGUGGGGACAGCUCAAGUGCACAAGAGGAAACUGGGAGUGAAAGCUCAGAGAGCGGGUCUUCACUGCAUAUGCCAAGUGCAGAAUCCACCCCAGAUAUUAACCGUUCUCCUCGGGGAAAGCGAAAUAUCAAAGGUGGACAGAGGUCUCGGAACAGCACACUAACUUCUUUAUGCAUCCUGAGCCAUUAUCCCUUUUUCUCUACUUUUCGUGACUGUUUAUAUACUUUGAAAAGAUUGGUGGACUGCUGCAGUGAAAGACUAGUUAAUAAGAAAACUGGGAUCUCCAAGGGUGUGCAGAGGGACACUAUGUGGAGAGUAUUUACUGGAUCUCUUUCUGUGGAAGAAAAAUCUAGUGUUCUCUUGCAUGACCUCCGUGAGAUUGAAGCAUGGAUAUACCGUUUGCUGCGCUCCCCAGUUCCAGUUUCCGGACUCAAGCGGGUUGAUGUGGAAGUGCUGCCACAGGAGCUCCAGCCUGCCCUCACUUUUGCUCUCCCAGACCCCUCACGAUUUAUUUUAGUAGACUUCCCUUUGCACCUUCCACUAGAGUUGCUUGGAGUGGAUGCCUGUUUGCAGGUUCUGACCUGCAUAUUGCUGGAACACAAGGUUGUUCUGCAAUCCCGAGAUUACAAUGCCCUUUCCAUGUCCGUCAUGGCAUUUGUUGCUAUGAUUUAUCCACUGGAGUAUAUGUUCCCUGUGAUUCCUCUUCUCCCAACCUGCAUGGCUUCUGCAGAACAGCUCCUACUGGCACCUACCCCUUAUAUUAUUGGAGUUCCAGCAAGUUUCUUCCUAUACAAAUCUGAUUUCAGAAUGCCAGACGAUGUGUGGUUGGUGGACCUUGAUGCCAACAAGGUGAUUAUGCCAUCCAAUGCAGAAGCUUUGCCUUGCCUUCCAGAACCAGAAGCUUCAGAGCUAAAAAAGCACCUUAAGCAAGCACUGGCUAGCAUGAGCCUUAAUACGCAACCCAUUCUUAACCUGGAGAAGUUCCACGAAGGCCAAGACAUGCCACUGCCCCAGGGGAGGCCCAGGGAUGAUCCCGCAUCCACACCUUCAACAGAGUUUAACCCUCUCAUCUAUGGUAAUGAUGUGGAUUCCGUCGACAUAGCCACAAGAAGUGGCUUCGAUGUCUUUGAUCCAGCCUUGAUUGGUGACAAGCCCAAGUGGUACGCUCAUCAGCUGCAGCCAAUUUAUUAUCGUGUGUAUGACAGAAAUUCACAGCUCGCUGAGGCACUGAGUGUGCCUAUGGAAAGGGACACUGACUCUGAUCCCACUGAUGACAGUGGAAGUGACAGUAUCGACUAUGAUGACUCCAGCUCAUCCUACUCCUCUUUGGGUGACUUUGUCAGUGAAAUGAUGAAGUGUGACAUCAGAGGAGACACUCCAAAUGUUGAUCCACUUACUCAUGCAGCCUUGGGAGAUGCAAGUGAGGUGGAAUUUCAGGAUUUUAGGAAUGAUAUUGAUGACCAGGCUAUGGACAGUGAGAAUUCCCUUGAAAACAAUCAGCCUCGCUCUAGUUCCAGCACAACUGCUAGCAGCAGUCCCAGCACUGUCAUACAUGGGGUUAAUCACGAAUCGGUGGAUUCCACAGAGGUCGAAGACAAAGUAAUGAGUGGAUUCCAGAAUCAUGUGCCUCCACUCCCUCUUCAGAACUUUACAAAAGUGAGUCUUGAGCAACAUGGGAGUGACAGUGCUUCUUCAACUGACAGCUUGGGGAAGAAACGUGAAUAUGACAACCCCUACUUUGAGCCACAGUAUGGCUUCCCUGCGGAAGAGGAGGUGGAGGAAGAGGAGCAAGAAGAAAGCUACACACCUAGGUUUAAUCAGAACAUAAACGGUACCAGGCCUCAGAAGCCACUGAGACCAAGCAGUCUGAAGCUGCAGAGUGAUUCUGAUGUGGAGUCUGACUCUCGCGCCAGCUCUCCAAAUUCCACAGUUUCCAACAACAGCAGUGAAGGGUUUGGGAGUCUAAUGUCAUUUGCAAGCAAUUUGUAUAAAAACCACAGCACCAGCUUCAGUCUAUCAAAUCUGGCACUGCCAAGCAGAACUGGACGAGACAAGAACAAUCCUUUCCCUAGCCUGAAAGCCACAAUUCAUGAAUUGAGGGAUUCACAGACCCACAGCACUUCUUCACAUGCCCUUUUUAUUUUCUUUAUUACCAGUGAGAAUCAACAGUUUCUGAAAGAGGUGGUACAGAAUGUUUUGGACGGACAAGGUGUUGGCUGGUUAAAUAUGAAGAAAGUCCGUCGGCUACUAGAAAAUGAGCAACUACGAGUCUUUGUUUUGAGUAAACUUAACAGAGCCAUCCAGUCUGAAGAAGAUGCACGCCGUGAAGUAAUCCGGGAUGUGGAAAUUAACAAGAAGGUGUACAAGGGCAUGUUGGAUCUUUUAAAGUGUACCGUGUCCAGCCUGGAGAACACAUAUGCAAAUUCUGGCCUUGGUGGGAUGGCUAGUGUCUUCAACCUGUUAGAGAUAGCCCACACUCAUUAUUACAACAAAGAACCAGAAAAAAGGAAAAGGAGCCCAACUGAGGGAUUUUCACCCACACAAGUGGGCAACAAAGAGAUUUCUGUUCCAAGAAUGGACACUAAGCCGGUCUCCCUCCUGCAAGUACCUCAGAAACUGCAGCUGCCAUCAGCCCCUAGAGGGAAGGGGGCCAGGGAGUUUGACACAAGGAGUCUUAAUGAAGAAAAUUUUAUAGCUUCCAUUGAAUGUUGGAACAAGCACCAGGAAGUGAGAAAGCAAAAAGCUAUGGAAAAACAGAGUUCAGAAGGUCCGAGGAACUUCUUUGACUCUGGAGACACAGAGGAGAAGAAAUCGCAAAUUAGUGCAGACAGUGGCCUCAGUAUAACUUCAGGAUCACAGAAAAGUGACACAGAAUCUGUAACCAGCUCGGAACCGCCAGCCCUGACAAGAAGCACAAGCCAGGAGUCAGAAGCCAGCACAGUGGUGAGCAACAGUUCCGGAGAAACCCUAGGAGCAGAUAGUGAUCUGAGCAGCAAUGCAGGAGAUGGUCCAGCAGCGAGGCUUGGUGCCAGCUUGAAACUAUCCCGUGGCACGCUGUCAGACAGUGAAAUUGAGACCAAUUCUGCUACCAGUUCAAUAUUUGGUAAACCACAUGUGCUGAGAUCAAGUGUAAAUGAAGUUAAAGGAAGCAGCCCUGGUCGGGUUCAAGGCCCAACUCCACAGGAAGACCUAAGUCAGCGAGUGUACCUGUUUGAAGGACUUCUGGGGAGAGACAGGGCAUCUGUCUGGGACCAACUUGAAGAUGCUGCCAUGGAGACCUUCUCUCUGAGUAAAGAACGCUCCACAUUAUGGGAUCAGAUGCAAUUCUGGGAAGAUGCAUUUCUGGAUGCUGUGAUGUUGGAGAGAGAAGGCAUGGGAAUGGACCAGGGACCACAGGAAAUGAUUGACAGAUACUUGUCAUUAGGGGAUCAUGAACGGAAACGUCUGGAAGAUGAUGAGGAUAAGUUGCUAGCUACACUCCUGCAUAACAUGGUUGCUUACAUGGUUAUAAUGAAGGUAAGCAAGAAUGACAUCAGGAAAAAAGUGCGUCGAUUGAUGGGCAAAUCACACAUUGGCUUACUUCACAGUCAGGAAAUCAACGAACUGUUAGACAGACUUAACCAACUGAAUGUACGAGAACUUCAAAUAUGGCCUAGUGGUAGCCGUCAUAUUAAGAAACAGACCUUUGUGGUGCAUGCUGGGACUGAUACCACAGGAGACAUAUUUUUCAUGGAGGUGUGUGAUGACUGCAUUAUUCUACGGAGUAACAUAGGCACAGUCUAUGAACGAUGGUGGUACGAGAAGCUCAUCAAUAUGACCUACUGUCCAAAAACCAAGGUGCUGUGCCUGUGGAGGAGGAAUGGUCAGGAGACACAGCUCAACAAAUUCUACACCAAAAAGUGUCGGGAGUUGUAUUACUGCGUGAAAGACAGCAUGGAGAGAGCAGCAGCUCGGCAGCAGAGCAUCAAGCCAGGACCUGAGUUGGGUGGAGAAUUCCCAGUUCAGGACAUGAAGUCUGGAGAAGGAGGGCUACUUCAAGUUACACUGGAAGGCAUUAACCUCAAAUUCAUGCAUAGUCAGGAGCGGAAGGUUUUCAUAGAGCUGAAUCACAUUAAAAAGUGCAAUACAGUGAAAGGAGUCUUUAUCCUGGAAGAAUUUGUUCCUGAAACUAAAGAAGUGGUGAUCCGCAAGUACAAGACUCCAAUGGCCCAUGAGAUCUGCUACUCAGUAUUGUGUCUCUUCUCCUAUGUGGCAGCAGUCCGAGGAAAGGAAGCAGAGAACAAAAACAAGGCAGUUUCACCCCGACCUGCCACUGUCAGCUGAUUUUGUCCUUCUUCCCAAAGUGUACUGUGGCAGCCUGGCUCCUGAUUUGCCAGUUUUCUGUUUCCAUUCACUGUGUUCUGUUGUACAUAAUAAUUGGCUAUUUCCUGAGACUGUAACUGUGUGCGUGUCUUGUACUGCUGUUUCUUCAUCAGAUAGCUGUAAUGUAUUUUAUUUUUUUAAUGUGAGUUUCUAAACACAUUGUACCAGCUGUGCUUGGUAAUGUGUGAGCUCUGUGCAUUCAGAAAAAAUUAAAAAAAAAAUAAUAUAUAUAAAUCUAUAAUACAUAUAAUAUAUUCCUGUAAUUGCAUCCAAAGGCCUUUGGGAGGCACAUGUCUAUCCUCAUCUCUUCUUACCAACACUGUGCUGUUUUAUCCAGUGUAGUUAGUAAAGUAGGGUGGGGUGGGAGAAAUUAUAAAAUAAUGUAGUGGAAAAUCAUGCAGUGCAAUAAGGCUGAAUAAGGAAUUUAACAAUAAUAUGUAUAGACCUUCCCCUUUACAUUCCAUAUGAUCCCUUUUUAGAUUCAUUCCUCUCCGUUUUUGGGUGGUAGAACGCAGAGUGAGAUGCACAAAACUUUUUAACAAUAAUGUUCUAGAACUGUAGAGCAUGCCACAGGGAUGCUGGCAAACACUUUCUGCAUCUUGUAUAUAACAAUGAAUUCUGCAGUGCUGUCAGGCCUUGAUUCAUGGAAUGAUACUAUUUGUCACGUUUUGUUAAUUACUGGAAUACUGCACCUAGCUAGGAAUGGUGAUCUGCAUGACCUUAUUCCUGCACAUGUAUGUAAGAAACCAACAGUCCAUCAUGGUGGAUCUUAAGAUGGAGGGGAUGGACAUACAUUUUGCACUUUGUUUCCCACAAGUAGCACAAGUAAUGAUAUUCCAGUCGUCUGCCUUAUUGCUACCUUAUUCCGUAUUACAAGGUGUUUUUCUUAAGGUGGUAUUACAGAAAUAUGCACGUAAUUAGUUGCAGUGACUGGUAAUGUAAAGGCCAAGGCAAAGCAUGGCUUUAUGCAGUCAGUUCAGACUUUGUGUACCAUGGUUAAUUUUUAAUGUUACCUUUAAUAUUUUUUUUUUUAACUUUAUCUCUGUCAACCAAAUAGCCAGAUGUUAACAAAUGACAUAAACACUGUAAACAGCACCCCAUCAAAUUGUGCUUUUGUAUUUUACAAACUUAACACAGUGAGAUUUCUUCGUUCAUCUGGUCUGCAUCAAAACCCAGAAACUAAAGAAUUUCUGAAUGUAAAUAUUUUUGGAGGCAAGUGCAACAUCAGGAACAUGAUACAACUGCUCUUAAAAAAAAAAAAAAAAAAGUUGACUACUGCAACAUUAAUUUUAAGAGUUUGCAAACCUCUCUUGGCAUAUGACUUGAGGGUAAUAGUUUUCGCACAAUGUAUUUACUGUUUUCAGGUUUGCUUCUGUAGACCUUGCAGAAUAACUGGUGUAAAUAUUUCAGUAUUACUUAUAUUUAUAGAAACUGUACAGCUACUUCCAUGUAAUAAUUAAACCUUGUCUACCCUGUAAAACA